Nerophis lumbriciformis (worm pipefish) is the source of this 4448-nucleotide messenger RNA. RefSeq names its product protocadherin 17 (gene pcdh17). Gene Ontology annotation, cellular component: plasma membrane. Gene Ontology annotation, biological process: homophilic cell-cell adhesion. Gene Ontology annotation, molecular function: calcium ion binding. The record is from RefSeq and is a predicted model, not a curated record. NCBI's taxonomy places the organism in Eukaryota, Metazoa, Chordata, Actinopteri, Syngnathiformes, Syngnathidae.
AGCCUGCAAAGAAGAAGAAGAAGGCAACAAAAAAAAGGAUACAUAUUUACCCCCAAAACCCUCCUUUUGGAACUAUAUCUGGACUAAUAUCCACUUUAUUUAGGUGGUAUCAAUUUGCAUUCACCAUGACUAUUCCGUUUGGAGAGUGGAUCGUGAUUAUUGCUCAGAUGACUCCGAGUGCGGUGUUGAAUUUAAAUUAGGUGUUCAGCGACCACAGAUUGCUGGGAGAGGCAGAGGAGGAGUGCAACAGAUCAAACACAAUCCGCCAAGGCGAAUGCCGAGACCUCGCAUGAUGACCAGGACUCUUUUUUGGAAGUGAUAACACGGAGCUGUAAGGAAAAAAAACAUAUCAACAGGUCAACGGCAACGCAGCUUGAAGCCACUUCCAGAGAGUGGGGAUGUAUCUUUCUGGGUUUUUUUUCCUCCUCUUGUGGGCUCAAGCCCUGACGCUGAAGAACUUGAAUUACUCCGUCCCCGAGGAGCAAGGACCGGGGACGGUGAUCGGAAACAUCGCCAAAGAUGCCCGACUCGGCCUGGAACAGACCGGGCAGGGCGGGCAGGGGAAGAAAGCCAACUUCAGGGUGCUGGAGAACUCUGCGCCGCAUCUCAUCGACGUGGACCCGCAGAGUGGACUGCUCUAUACGAAACAGCGCAUUGACCGAGAGACCUUGUGUAAAAGAAACCCCAAGUGCCAGCUCUCCAUGGAGGUGUUUGCGAACGACAAGGAAAUCUGCAUGAUUAAAAUAGACAUCCAAGACAUAAAUGACAACUCCCCCAGUUUCCCCUCAGACCAGAUCGACAUUGACAUAUCUGAAAAUGCAGUCCCAGGGACACGUUUCCCCCUGACCAGCGCUCAUGAUCCAGAUGCAGGGGAAAAUGGUCUGAAAACCUAUCAGAUAACACGCGAUGACUACAAUCUCUUUUCCUUGGAGGUAAAAUCCCGUGGGGAUGGAACUAAGUUCCCAGAAUUGAUUAUCCAAAGGCCACUCGACCGGGAAGAAAGAAACCAUCACACCCUUAUUUUGUCAGCCACUGAUGGCGGGGAAUAUUCAAGGUCUGGUACCAUGCAGAUAAACGUUAAAGUUAUUGAUUCAAACGACAACAGUCCAGUGUUUGACCAGCCCUCGUAUGUUGUUGAAAUUCCUGAAAAUUCCCCUCCCGGUAAAGUCUUGAUCGAUUUAAACGCCACCGAUCCUGACGAGGGCAACAAUGGACAAGUGGUCUAUUCUUUCAGUGGCUAUGCCCCAGAGAGAAUCCGGGAGCUGUUCUCCAUAGAUUCUAGAACAGGGGUCAUCAAGAUUCAGGGCGAAAUUGACUACGAAGAGAGCCCCGUUAUUGAGAUUGACGUACAGGCAAAGGACCUCGGCCCCAAUCCGAUCCCGGGCCAUUGUAAAGUCACCGUUAAAGUGCUUGACAGGAAUGAUAACUGGCCCUCUAUUGGCUUUGUGUCCGUACGACAGGGAGCCAUCAGCGAGGCGGCACCUUCAGGCACUGUUAUUGCGCUGGUCCGUGUCACAGACAAGGACUCUGGCAGGAAUGGCCAGCUUCAAUGCAGAGUGCUGGGUAAUGUCCCUUUUAAACUGGAAGAGAAUUACGAUAACUUCUACACUGUCGUGACGGACAGACCGUUGGACAGAGAGGCGCAAGACGAGUACAAUGUCACCAUAGUGGCAAAGGACAAUGGCAUUCCACCUCUGAACUCCACAAAAUCUUUCACCGUAAAGAUUUUGGAUGAGAACGACAACGUCCCGCGCUUUACUAAGUCAGUUUACCUACUGCAGAUACCGGAGAACAACAUCCCGGGAGAGUUCCUGGGUUCAGUGCUCGCUCAUGACCUGGAUCUCGGACAAAAUGGCACGGUGUACUACAGCAUUAUUAACUCCAACGUGAGCGGGGGUGAUGUCAACACGUACGUAAACGUGAACGCCGCCAACGGAGCCAUAUAUGCAGUCAGAUCGUUCAACUAUGAGCAGAUCAAAUAUUUUGACUUCAAAGUACUCGCUCGGGAUGCAGGAUCGCCGCACCUGGAGAGCAACGCUACGGUGCGCAUCAGUGUUCUGGACGUAAACGAUAACAUCCCCGUCAUCGUUCUCCCGCUUCUACAAAACGACACCGCUGAAAUCCACGUGCCGCGGAAUGUCGGGGUGGGCUACAUCGUCACCACGGUGAGGGCAGUGGACAAUGACUACGGUGAGAGCGGGAGACUCACCUACGAGAUCUCUGACGGGAACGAGGAGCACCUUUUUGAGAUGGAUCCAGCGACUGGUGAGGUGCGAACAGCCCACCCUUUCUGGGACAAUACCAGUCCCGCCGUGGAGCUGAUUAUUCGCGUGUCGGACCACGGCAAGCCGACCCUCACCACUGCGGCGAGGCUCAUCAUCAAGGCCUCCAACGGACAUCCCGCCGACGGACUGCUGCACGUCGACAACCAUCAGAAGUGGGACAUGUCCCUGCCUCUCAUUGUGACUCUGAGCAUCAUCUCAAUCAUGCUUCUGGCCGCCAUGGUCACCAUAGCAGUCAAGUGCAAACGGGAAAACAAGGAGAUACGGACCUAUAACUGUCGAAUCGCAGAAUACUCGCAUCCUCAGCUGGGGAAAGGAAAGAAAAAGAAGCUUAACAAGAACGACAUCAUGCUGGUGCAGAGCGAGGUGGAGGAGCGGGAUGCCAUGAAUGUGAUGAAUGUGGUAAGCAGUCCUUCCUUGGCCACCUCUCCCAUGUACUUUGACUACCAGACACGCCUGCCACUCAGCUCACCGAGAUCAGAAGUCAUGUACCUUAAGCCCACUACCAAUAACCUCAGCGUGCCCCAAGGCCACGUGGGAUGCCACACCAGCUUCACAGGCCCAGUCACCAGCACUACAGACACACCUACUAACCGCAUGUCCAUCAUACAGACGGACAGUUUCCCCGCUGAGCCUAAUUACAUGGGAAGCAGACAGCAGUUUGUUCAGAGCAGUUCGACGUUCAAAGACCCGGAGCGAGCGAGCCUGAGAGACAGCGGCCACGGCGACAGCGACCAGGCCGACAGCGACCAGGACACCAACAAAGGCUCCUGCUGCGACAUGUCGGCCAAGGAAGCUCUCAAGCUCAAGGCUUCGGGCGUCCGACCGCCCCCUCUGGAGCAAGACGAAGACUGUUUGAAUUGCACGGAGGAGUGUCGAGUUCUGGGUCAUUCCGACCGCUGCUGGAUGCCCCAAUUCCCAGCUGGAGGACACCAGGCAGAGGGUGUUGAUUACCGCAACAACAUGUUCGUGCCAGCAGGGAUCGAGAGUGUGCCUGAGACAGAGACCUACGAGACGGUCAAUCCCAACGGCAAGAAAACUUUCUGCACGUUCGGCAAGGAGCGCCGUGAUCACACGAUCCUCAUAGCCAACGUCAAGCCCUACUUAAAGGCGAAACGGGCCCUCAGUCCAUUGCUCCAAGAGGUUCCCUCGGCAUCAGGAAGUCCAGUCAAGGGCUGUUCUACCACGUCUCCUUGCUCCUCGCUUAAGAGUCCGGCUGACGGGGCUGAAGGCAAGCCUCCUCCGGCCACCUGCUCCGGCUUUUACGGACCGCCGGACGGUCAGUACCUGUCGCCCACCAAACAAAGCAGGGAGCACGGGGUCUACCCGCCUUUGCCUCCGUCGGACCCGGUGGCCAAGGUGCUCGCCGAGGCACGCUCCAGAAUCAGCCAAGAGACCAGAGGAGAAAUGGAGUGCGUGCUCGAGCAGGCGGAGCCCGACGCGGGCUGCGACGGGAUGGAUGCCGACCAGGUGGUGAGAGACAUCGACAAACUCUUGCAGGACUGCAGAGGCGGAGACGCCACCGGCACACUCAGGAAGUAGAGGACUGGGCGUCGAGUGAGGAAUAGGAGCGUAUUCCAAAAACUCUCAUGCCAAAACCGUCACCAAAAGUAAUACAACCACUGAACGGUCGGGCCGACGACGGGAACACUGAUGCCGACCUUUUUGGCACCGAGACCACGAUCAACAACCCUGAUUCUGCUGAAUUUAUAAACGGCUCGUGUUUUUGGAAUUUUCAACCAGACACCCAGGCGAGCUAAUGAUCUAAGUGCCCACCACCCAGCUCAUGAGUUUGUUUGUCCAUGGUCUCUCGUGAAAUCCUGUGACGGCCAUAGAUUGACGACCACGGACGGACUUUCUAUGACAAUCCGUGUCUCGGACGGUCAACACGGAAUCUCUUCGGACAGAAACGAGCGGGUUACGCAAAAAAACAAAACAAAAAAAACAACAACCGUUCAUGUAGGUGUUGAACACGUGAGAACUGGAGGGAAUUGGUAAUCAGGGCUUUGAGGGAAGGAGUUAUUUUUUUGACCGCUCGGUAACGAAGGGGACUGAUUUCAUGUUUUUCACCCGUCCUUUGUAGCCACACUUGUACUUGUCUCACGCUUCCACUCAAACAUUCAUGAUGCGAAGCGGCGCUCGCCGCACGCACCCACCUCUACACGU